This is a messenger RNA of Gadus macrocephalus (Pacific cod), 3786 nucleotides long. RefSeq names its product SMAD family member 3a (gene smad3a). Gene Ontology annotation, cellular component: heteromeric SMAD protein complex. Lineage: Eukaryota; Metazoa; Chordata; Actinopteri; Gadiformes; Gadidae. The transcript has 8 exons. Bases 420 to 1697 code for a protein of 425 amino acids. Gene Ontology annotation, biological process: anatomical structure morphogenesis; BMP signaling pathway; cell differentiation. The record is from RefSeq and is a predicted model, not a curated record. Gene Ontology annotation, molecular function: DNA-binding transcription factor activity, RNA polymerase II-specific; I-SMAD binding; RNA polymerase II cis-regulatory region sequence-specific DNA binding.
GACAAAAAAACAACAACGAAACAGACAACUGUUUUAAUAGUAUAUCCAUCCAAAUUAUACAGUAUAUAUCUCGUUUUAAUGUGGAUCGGAAGAUUUCGCAACGUUUAGAGGUAAAAAAAAGUGCAGACAGUACUAGGUUUCUUCGCGGAGUAAUCACAAAAUCUGCUGGGCCAAAUCACUCAUGUCGGGUGGCUCUGCUGAGCUGAGCUGCACGCCACUCCGCAGACCGAUCUCGGGCUGAAGUUGGGGUAUUUCAUUCGGGAUGCAUUUGUUUCACCAACGAGAUUAGCAGACAAUCGUUUGUUUCUUGUUGUUGUACUUUUUUUUUUUUUACUUACUAUCCGCGUUCACUACGUUUAGCGGGGAAAAACGUAAUCUGCGGAUCUAUCAAUACUGAAAGGACUCAAUCUGAACUCAAGAUGUCAAUCUUGCCUUUCACUCCCCCCAUAGUCAAAAGACUUUUAGGUUGGAAGAAGGGGGAACAAAACGGCCAGGAAGAGAAAUGGUGUGAAAAGGCGGUGAAAAGUUUGGUGAAGAAAUUGAAGAAAACGGGGCAGCUAGACGAGCUGGAGAAAGCCAUCACCACUCAGAACAUCAACACUAAAUGCAUCACAAUACCGAGGUCACUGGAUGGCCGCCUGCAGGUGUCCCACAGGAAGGGCCUGCCCCACGUCAUCUACUGCCGGCUCUGGCGCUGGCCCGACCUGCAGUCGCACCACGAGCUGCGGGCCGUGGAGCUGUGCGAGUACGCCUUCCACACCAAGAAGGACGAGGUGUGCGUCAACCCCUACCACUACCAGAGGGUGGAGACCCCCGUGCUUCCUCCGGUGCUGGUACCCCGACACACGGAGAUCCCAAGCGAGUUCCCUCCGCUGGAUGACUACAGCCACUCCAUCCCAGAGAACACCAACUUCCCCGCUGGCAUCGAGCCCCAGAGCAACUACAUACCAGAAACCCCCCCGCCAGGCUACCUGAGCGAGGACGGGGAGGCCAGCGACCACCAGAUGAACCACAGCAUGGACACCUGCUCCCCUAGCCUGUCCCCCAACCCCGUCUCCCCCACACAGAACAGCCUGGACCUCCAGCCCGUGACGUACUGCGAGCCGGCCUUCUGGUGCUCCAUCUCCUACUAUGAGCUCAACCAGCGCGUGGGCGAGACCUUCCACGCCUCGCAGCCCUCGCUCACCGUGGACGGCUUCACGGACCCGUCCAACUCGGAGCGCUUCUGCCUGGGCCUGCUUUCCAACGUGAACCGCAACGCCGCGGUGGAGCUCACGCGACGCCACAUCGGCCGCGGCGUGCGGCUGUACUACAUCGGUGGGGAGGUGUUUGCCGAGUGCCUCAGCGACAGCGCCAUCUUCGUCCAGAGUCCCAACUGUAACCAGCGCUACGGCUGGCACCCCGCCACCGUCUGCAAGAUCCCCCCAGGCUGUAACCUGAAGAUCUUCAACAACCAGGAGUUCGCCGCCCUGCUGGCCCAGUCGGUGAACCAGGGCUUCGAGGCCGUGUACCAGCUCACCAGGAUGUGCACCAUACGGAUGAGCUUCGUCAAGGGCUGGGGCGCUGAGUACCGGCGCCAGACAGUGACCAGCACCCCCUGCUGGAUCGAGCUGCACCUCAACGGGCCGCUGCAGUGGCUGGACAAGGUGCUCACGCAGAUGGGCUCCCCCAGCAUCCGCUGCUCCAGUGUGUCCUAGGCUGCACCUGUCCUCCGCACGGCGCAAACCUCCCCCCCUCCAUGCACAGACUAAAACUGACCACGCACACACACGCAUGCACACACACAUACACACACACACACGCGCACACACACAUGCGCACACACACGCGCACACACACAUGCACACACACAUGCACACACACACACACACACACCACAAGACCGAAAUGUCUCCAGGAGGAUGGAGAGUAAACAGGGCCCCUAACUCAGCCCACAUCUCGAUCUGUAACCCCUCGUUCUUAUUUCCAGCUGUUGGUAGCACUUUUUCUUUUUCAAUGAAACAUGUCGUUUAUGCCAAGAGACAAGUGCAUUAAAACGGUUUCAUAUUUUGCCCAUAUCCGUUUUUACCUGGCAAUACUUUUUUUUUUAUAUCGUCGAUGUAUAGUUUGAGAGAAGAAAUUGCUCUGUCGUAUUUCCCUCCGAAAUGUUGUCAUACAAAUGUAUGUUUUGUUAAAAUUUAAAAUUAAGUACAUAUUUAUAUAUUUUUCAAACAUGUACAUACGUGUUUUUUUUACCGUCAUGGAUAGCGAUGUACAGUAUUGACAUCUCUUAAUAACUAUUUUUGAUAUUUCCAUAACUGGGAAUUGAUAGAAACAACAUUUGCAUGAAUGUCAAAAGAUCAAACAUGCAUCAAGGCGGAUGUUGCCACCCGUUGUGAGCGAGCUGCGAGUGAAGGAUCCCAUUUCAAAUACAUACCUGGGCUACAUUACUAACUCCUGCUCAAGGCUCCUCAACCCUUUAUUUCUAACAUGAUUCAUUCAACCAUCAGGAUCGGCCAGGAUGAUGAAGAUCCCCCUAGAGACGCCUACUAAGUAAGCUGUUGUUAUCAUAUCACUUCAAUGUCCUUAUCUAAUUACAGGAAGGCCCGUAUACGUAAUAAUGAAAAAACUGAAUAUUUUCAUACAUACAUUUUCUAAACACCGUUCAAUAGCCCUCUAGGCAGAAGGCUUAGCAAAUGUAUGGCUCUGCCUCAGCAACCAGGAGUAUUGCUGUGUUUGUGGUUUUUGUUAUACUGUCAUUGUUGAUAUUGGCUCUUUGAGCACUCAGGACUGGCAAGAAAAGCUGAAUUAUGUAUAGAAAUCCUUGAAUAGAGAAAGGCGCAUGCUUAUUUUUGUGACUCUUUUAAACUUGAAGUCUAUUUUGCUACAAAGUGUUUUUGUAUCACUUUAUGCAGAUAGUGUCCUAUUUAUGGUAUGACUUGCAUUUGUUUGGGUUACUCUUGCACUACAAUGCAACAUGUAUGUACUGCAAACAGGUAUACAGUAGGUGUGGGUGAAGAGGAGAACAAGGCAGAUGCAUUGGAUAAAGGGAAAGGUUUAAAUAUAGUAGUGGGCAUAUUAUGUACAUCACCUCACAGAAUAUAAUGCUGAUCAUGUCCAAGCUUCUGUGCAUGUGUGUAUAUAGCCAUGUGUCUUUGACUGAGUUCAGAUGCUGAGCUGUUGUAACGGUAAGGUUUUUUUUAGCAGCACAAAAGAGACUUUGCUUCACUCGAUUUUCUUUUUACUUUGGGGGCAAUUAACUGUUGGCUUGGUUGUCACAAUGGUUAUCAUGCCGUUGUGCAGAUGGCCUCUGAAGUCCCUAUUUAAAUGGAAAUCAUAACAGUUAUGGGCAAUAUUAAGAACUCGCAUUAACCCGAGUUCUGCUCUCAAUGCUAGCCCAGUGGUGCUAACGUUUCAUGUUUUCAUUGAUUUGAUCAUACUUUCAAAUUGUUCUCUUCUUAUGUAUAUUGUUUCAGAUAAAGUAGUAUCUACGCUUCUGAUUCAGCCUAGUUCUCACUAGAGGUGUACCAAACAUCAUUAUAAUGAUGAGGAUAGCCUCUUUGAGUCCUAUUGCCAAAUACCUACACCCUGCAAGUAUAUUGCAAGCCAAUUAUUAAUUGUAUACACUAGUCCAGUUUAUUUUUUACUGUAUAAUGUAUGUAUUUGUGCUUCUGUGCUCUGAAAUGUUAUUUUGUAUGAAAGCUAGGCUAUAUCACAUAUAUUUCCUUGGAUCUCUUUAUGAAAGGUUAAUAUGACGCAUUUUAUCCCGGUUUGCUAUUGUUUAUAAAUAAAUAAAUUACUUAUGAA